CACCUAGACACAUCGUCAUCGAUCAUCACACGCAAUCGACACAAGAAGUUAAUAAACAGCCCAAGGACGCAGAGAUCAGCUGAUCGAGAAGGACUUGUACUACUACUCAGUAUUGUCGUCACAUGCACAUAUAUGUACAUAAAGAGCUAGCUACCUGAGCUCUACCCAAGGUCGCGUUGAUCGAUCGAUCAUGGCGCGGUUCGUGGACCCGCUGGUGGUGGGGCGGGUGAUCGGCGAGGUGGUGGACCUGUUCGUGCCCUCCGUCUCCAUGACCGUCGCCUAUGGCCCCAAAGACAUCAGCAACGGCUGCCUCCUCAAGCCGUCCGCCACCGCCGCGCCGCCGCUCGUCCGCAUCUCCGGCCGCCGCGACGACCUCUACACGCUGAUCAUGACGGACCCAGAUGCGCCUAGCCCCAGCGACCCGACCAUGAGGGAGUACCUCCACUGGAUAGUGACUAACAUACCAGGAGGAACGGAUGCAAACAAAGGUGAGGAGGUGGUGGAGUACAUGGGCCCGCGGCCGCCGGUCGGAAUCCACCGCUACGUGCUGGUGCUGUUCGAGCAGAAGACGCGUGUGCACGCGGAGGGUCCCGGUGAGCGCGCCAACUUCAACACACGCGCGUUCGCGGCGGCGCACGAGCUCGGCCUCCCCACCGCCGUCGUGUACUUCAACGCGCAGAAAGAGCCGGCCAACCACCGCCGCCGCUAGCUAGUAGCUCCAACAAGGGCGCGCCAGCUGAGCUGCGUGCGUGCAACCCACCACACAGCCGCCGGCGAAGGCUGCCUAUAUGACCGGCGAAUAAAAAGUCUUACUGCACCGUCCGUAAGCGUACUCUCUGUUGGUAUAUGCUUGUCUUCAGGCUCUUGAGUCUAUCUACUUAAAUGUGGUUACCACUGAGUAAUAGAAGCAGUUGGCGCUUCGAUCGAUCAUUCUAAUAUCCGUACGUGUCAAUCAUUCCUGUUUCCAUCAUCUUGCAUUUGAAGACGCAUUGGUUCUACACCAAGGUGU
Messenger RNA from Zea mays, 1009 nucleotides. RefSeq names its product ZCN10 protein. The record is from RefSeq and is marked validated. The transcript has 4 exons. Bases 191 to 709 code for a protein of 172 amino acids. NCBI's taxonomy places the organism in Eukaryota, Viridiplantae, Streptophyta, Magnoliopsida, Poales, Poaceae.